Molecule: messenger RNA, 234 nt
Organism: Coniophora puteana RWD-64-598 SS2
Lineage: Eukaryota; Fungi; Basidiomycota; Agaricomycetes; Boletales; Coniophoraceae
Exons: 4
Coding region: 1-234 (77 amino acids)
Source: RefSeq, a predicted model, not a curated record
AUGGGCGACCGCUCAGCCAUCUAUGGUCGCUGGCCAGUGCUGGGUGGGUAUCAACAGUCACAUACAUUCGCCAGACACCAGUCGCCGGUCGCCGACCUCACAGUUAGCAGUCGCCGGACGCCGGACGCCGGUCUGCUGGCAGUGACCAGUCGCCGGUCGCCAGUCAACGGUCGCCGGUCGCCGUCAAGCUCGGGUGAGAUGGAAGUUGGAAGUGAUGAUGGGAUGGGAAGAUGA